Molecule: messenger RNA, 294 nt
Organism: Staurois parvus
Lineage: Eukaryota; Metazoa; Chordata; Amphibia; Anura; Ranidae
Source: the annotation of a GenBank genome assembly
GGGGCCCCAUGAGAUGCCCCUGGUACCUUUUUUAAUAGGCUUUUGUGAGUUUGGGCAAGGACACAGGGGCCCCAUGAUCGCCUAUUGCCCGGGGGCCCCAUGAGUUGUCAGUCCACCCCUGUGUACCAUGCACAGUUGCACCAGAUUUUGCACUUUCCAGUUUUAGUAAAUCAACCCCAGGAUGUUUUUACGUGUUUGUUUGUUUUUUAUUUAUAUGUAUCUACAACAGGGCAAUCAUUUUAUUGCUAGCCAUAUACUAAUUGCAUUUGUCAGGAACAGGGGCGGACUGACCAU